AUGAUUUCCAGCGCAAUAUUUGAGAACAAGGCCAUCGCCAUGAUGGCAUUCCUCUUUGUGGGAUUAGCCGUUGGCACUCCAAUGAAUCCUCACGGAAACAUCACAUCUCAGGAUGACGACCAGGCCAGCCACGGGAACAACACACACAACCCAACCGCAGGCCAGGCCUUUGGGGGUGACCUAACCUGGUAUGAAACCGGGUUGGGAGCAUGUGGCUGGUUUAAUAACGGGGGAGACCACAUCUGCGCCGUGUCUCAUAUUGUCUUUGACCGUGCGAAUGUAGACGGUAACCCCAACCACAAUCCACUCUGUGGCCGGUUGAUCCACAUUCAACGGGGCGACAGAGGCAUAGAUGUCACUCUCGUGGAUCGAUGUGAGGGGUGUGGGGAAUUUGACGUCGAUGUCAGCCGUGGUGUUUUCGAGCAACUCGGUAACCUCGAUGAGGGCCGGGUUCACACUGAUUGGUGGUGGAUAUAG
This is a messenger RNA of Penicillium concentricum, 477 nucleotides long. Its product is annotated as RlpA-like double-psi beta-barrel domain-containing protein. Bases 1 to 477 code for a protein of 158 amino acids. NCBI's taxonomy places the organism in Eukaryota, Fungi, Ascomycota, Eurotiomycetes, Eurotiales, Aspergillaceae. The transcript is spliced from 2 exons. The record is from RefSeq and is a predicted model, not a curated record.